AUGAUCAGGUCUUCAGACGACUUGAACAGCAUCCGGGAAUCGAAACUGAAGUACGUCAACUGGACUGGGUACGCAGAAAAGCAUAUCUCAUCACGGGAUUGCUUGUUACGGGAGGCUCUUGCAGUGGCCGGUCUCCCGGGAGUAGAUCUACCUCUGGAAGGACAGUACAAGAAUAGCCGGGAAACGGGCCGAGAAGGUCGUGUCGGGCUUACCGGGAUGCGCAUCUUUGCCGUGGAGUAUCGAAUUCUACGAAAGCGUCGUCUUCAUAACGGAGAACAGCUUUCCAACAAGCGCCUCCAAGGCGAGAGAGCUUUCGGUCAUUAUGAUGACGGUGAGGAACUUGAGAUGCUAUUGGAAGAGGAUGUUUUGUUGGAAGACGAGAUAGACGAUGGAGACGAAUCUGUUUUUGAAGUGUGA
Messenger RNA from Akanthomyces muscarius, 417 nucleotides. RefSeq lists its product as uncharacterized. The transcript is spliced from 2 exons. The coding region runs from base 1 to 417 and encodes 138 amino acids. The record is from RefSeq and is a predicted model, not a curated record. Lineage: Eukaryota; Fungi; Ascomycota; Sordariomycetes; Hypocreales; Cordycipitaceae.